Scophthalmus maximus (turbot) is the source of this 1527-nucleotide messenger RNA. It is a transcript of the gene exosc6, whose product is annotated as exosome component 6. The record is from RefSeq and is a predicted model, not a curated record. The coding region runs from base 414 to 1241 and encodes 275 amino acids. Gene Ontology annotation, biological process: poly(A)-dependent snoRNA 3'-end processing; U4 snRNA 3'-end processing; rRNA catabolic process. Lineage: Eukaryota; Metazoa; Chordata; Actinopteri; Pleuronectiformes; Scophthalmidae. Gene Ontology annotation, cellular component: nucleolus; cytoplasmic exosome (RNase complex); nuclear exosome (RNase complex). The transcript is spliced from 2 exons.
ACUCUGGUGUCAGUGGAGAUUUAUGUUCUGCAUCAUGAAGAAAAAUCAAUUAUGCACACAUUCGUAAUUUAAAAAAAAAAUACAUCGAUUACAAUUUCUAGUAGUCUGAGUAAUUUGUAUAUUUAUUCACGUUCUGGUCCUUGUCACCACGAUACGAAUCUCCAAUGGUGUAAUAUUUUGUGAUUUAUAAGAUGAACGAUGACGGUUUAAUAUUAUUGCAGCCAAGCACGUUUUGAGAAAUGUAUAUGUAUUUAUUAUGACUGAUGCAAUUUUAUUUCAGUGCCACGUUUGGAUGGAAGGAACCACAUUCUCCGCUUGCUGUGUUUCCAAGGGGACUACAUUCCGUGCAGGACCUGGACUGCAUGCGGCUGCCGCUGCUGUGGUGAACUUUGCGUUCGUCUCGUUCUCGCACCAUGCCGACCGACAACAAACGCGUUCGCGGGCCAGAAGUGUCGCAGAGCCCGUCUCUGUUUCUUUGCAAGCCCGCGGUGGUUGUCCCGCCGCCGUGCGGGCCCAGGCCGGACGGUCGCCAGCGGGACCAGGUGGACGUCCGCGCCGUGUUCGUCCGGUGCGGGCUGGUGAGCCAGGCCAAGGGCUCCGCGUACAUCGAGGCCGGCGACACCAAGCUGAUGUGCUGCGUGUACGGCCCCAAAGAGACGGAGCGCAAGGACGAGACCGACAUGAAAUGUGGAAGAUUGACAACUGACAUGCGCUUUGCUCCGUUUUCCUGCCCGGAGAGGGGCUCCUGGAUCCAGGGGAGCCAGGACAAAGACUUCUCGCUGAUGCUGCACGAGAGUCUGCAGCCGGCGGUGUGUCUCCACAAAUACCCGCGCUCUCAGAUCGAGGUCAACGUGAUGGUCCUGGAGAACAGCGGUUCGGUUCUGGCCCACGCAGUCACGUGCGCUUCCCUCGCUCUCGCGGAUGCUGGGAUCGAAAUGUACGACCUGGUACUCGGUUGCUCCAUCCGGCAGGACGGUGGCUCUUACGUGGUCGACCCUUCUUACACGGAGCAGAACGGCUGCAGCUCAGUCCGCAGCGAGAACCAGGGCAAUCUGACUGUUGCGUUCCUCCCCAGCCUGAACCAGAUUUCUGGGCUGCAGUCGGAUGGAGAAAUGACUGAAGAGACUCUGGCGGCCGGGGUUCGGACCUGCAUCGAGGGAUGCUAUAAACUGUACCCAGUCAUCCAACAAGCCCUGGCCAAGUCUGUUCGCAGGGCCGCGCCCCCACCAUCAGAGAGCUGAGAGACUCCUCAACCAAUAACUGCUCAGUUCAUAGUUUUUUCUAAUUUACAAUGUCCAGACUUUACAUUGACAACAUAACCUAUUUUUCUAUGUUUGCUACUAUGUUCUUUGAAUAAUGAAACUGUUUAAACUUUGCAUUUGGAGCUUUAAAGUUGAUUGACACUGGAGAAGGAAAAAAAAAAUUUAAUUAGAGGAAUGGGAUUGCUCAUCUGUAAUAUUUUCUCAAUUUUGUGUGAUGAUGUAAAGUGCAACAAUACCCAAAAUAAAGUUAUCUGGUAGAAAACUA